Molecule: messenger RNA, 564 nt
Organism: Macrosiphum euphorbiae (potato aphid)
Lineage: Eukaryota; Metazoa; Arthropoda; Insecta; Hemiptera; Aphididae
Source: the annotation of a GenBank genome assembly
AUGACUCCAAAAACGAUAGUUGUCACAGGUUUUGGACUUUUCCGUGACUAUAAAGUUAAUGCAAGUUGGGAGGUUGCUCGAGUAUUACCCGAAACUGGCAUCGCUGAAGAAUUAAACAUAAAUUUGGUCACAAUCAAUAUUCCAGUAUGUUACAAAGACAUUGAUCAGAUUGUGCCGACACUCUGGGUCCAACAUGAACCUGCUCUAAUGGUUCAUUUGGGUGUAUCACACUUGGCUAAAAUGUUGACUGUUGAGUUAGUCGCUAAUGGGCAUGGUUAUUGUGGUAUGGAUAUUCAUGGGAGCGGUCCUGAUGAUAAGUGUUUAAUUAAUAAUGAAAUUGAAACAGGCUUGAAAGUGGAAUGCACUGAUGAAUUAGAUAUUUGCACAUCUCGAGAUGCAGGAAGGUAUUUAUGCGAGUACAUUUAUUAUAAGUCACUAUCUAUAAAUAAAAAUCAAACUAUAUUUAUUCAUGUGCCACAAUUGGACCAGGAUAAUACAGCUCAGAAACUAGCUGAAAAACUUAAAUGUGUUAUUGGAAAAUUACUGGAACAAGUUACAAAAUGA